Mycotypha africana is the source of this 564-nucleotide messenger RNA. RefSeq names its product ferrous iron transporter B. The transcript has 4 exons. Lineage: Eukaryota; Fungi; Mucoromycota; Mucoromycetes; Mucorales; Mycotyphaceae. Gene Ontology annotation, cellular component: plasma membrane. The record is from RefSeq and is a predicted model, not a curated record. Gene Ontology annotation, molecular function: GTPase activity; GTP binding; GDP binding. Gene Ontology annotation, biological process: small GTPase-mediated signal transduction. Bases 1 to 564 code for a protein of 187 amino acids.
AUGUCUAGCACAAAUCCACCAAAAACUAGAAGAAUUGCAGUACUUGGAGCACGUGCUGUUGGUAAAUCCUCCCUUGUCAUUCAGUUCUGUGAAAAUCACUUUGUAGAUAGCUAUUAUCCCACUAUUGAAAAUACAUUUACAAAGACUAUCAAAUACCGUGGAAAUGAGUAUAGUGUGGAAAUUAUGGAUACAGCAGGCCAAGAUGAAUACUCAAUUUUGUCAGCACAUCAUGCUACCAGUAUGAAUGGUUAUGUAUUAGUUUACUCGAUUGCUUCUCGUUCAAGCUUUGAUAUGGUGAAAAUCAUCAGAGAUAAAAUUCUGGACUUCACAGGCUUAGAAAAUGUACCUUGUGUAUUGGUUGGAAAUAAAUCAGAUUUAAAUAUUCAAAGACAAGUAUCAAUAGAAGAAGGGAAAGAGUUGGCUCAGCAAUGGCAAUGCCCUACUAUUGAGACUUCAGCCAAGCAUGAUGAAAAUGUCUCAAAAAUAUUUGAUCUACUUAUCGCACAAAUCGAAAAAGCGAAUAAGCCUCCUGCUGAAGAAAAGGGUGGAUGCAUCAUAUCUUAA